AUUCAUAGUUAACUCAUUUGGGAAGCCAACCAACAAUUUCUACCGCAUAAAUUUCUCCUCAAUUGUCCCACUUCUUAUCAAGCGCACAACCUCAACUCCCUUCAACUACUCCAUGGCUUUCCGGUUUUGCCUCUUUGCCAUGGCAAUUUUGAUCGCCAACCUUGGUGGAUGUUAUGGGGCACGGCGUCUCCUCGACACGGCGGCUGCACCCUCUGUCUCAGCCAUACCGACACUUCCAGCAGUGCCACCUGUGCCGGCCAUUCCACAACUAUCUAUGCCACCGAUGCCUCAAGCCUCAGCACCUCCGAUGCCGGCAAUGCCAACCAUUCCAACGCCAUUGAUGCCGACAAUCCCUCAACUACAGACACCAGCACAACCGAUGCCAACGAUUCCAACGCCAUUGAUGCCGACAAUCCCUCAACUACAGACACCAGCACAACCGAUGCCAACCAUUCCAACAAUCCCUUCCAUUCCUCUACUCACCCCACCACCGGCGACUACCACAGCCCCAUGACAUCCUAUUGAGCGAGCUACUUCGAGCGUAUUAUGUAUCUUCACUAGUGUUUUACGAGUGUUUACAUUGUCGGUAGGAUUGUGACGGACAUUGUGAAGUCUUGUUCAUCGAUCUUAUUUACUUGUAUGGCAUAAGAAUAAAUACCAAUCAGUCUACAUUUGAUCCUAA
Molecule: messenger RNA, 682 nt
Organism: Zingiber officinale
Lineage: Eukaryota; Viridiplantae; Streptophyta; Magnoliopsida; Zingiberales; Zingiberaceae
Product: protein PELPK1-like
Exons: 1
Coding region: 113-514 (133 amino acids)
Source: RefSeq, a predicted model, not a curated record